AUGGAAUCUGGGAGAAGGGGAUGGAAUGAGGGAGAAGGGGAUGGAAUUUGGGAGGAGGGGAUAAAAUCUGGAAGAAGGGGAUGGAAUCUGGCAGAAGGGGAUGGAAUCUGGAAGAAGGGGAUGGAAUCUGGAAGAAGGGGAUGGAAUCUGGGAGAAGGGGAUGGAAUCUGGGAGAAGGGGAUGGAAUCGGGAAGAAGGGGAUGGAAUCAGGGAGAAGGGGAUGGAAUCUGGGAGAAGGGGAUGGAAUCUGGGACAAGGGGGUGGAAUCUGGGAGAAGGGGAUGGAAUCUGGGAGAAGGGGAUGGAAUCUGGGAGAAGGGGAUGGAAUCUGGGAGAAGGGGAUGGAAUAUGGGAGAAGGGGAUGGAAUCUGGGAGAAGGGGAUGGAAUCUGGGAGAAGGGGAUCGAAUCAGGGAGAAGGGGAUGGAAUUUGAGAGAAGGGGAUGGAAUCUGGGAGAAGAAGAUGGAAUAUGGAAGAAGGGGGUGGAAUCUGGACGGGGAUGGAAUCUGGGAGAAGGGGAUCGAAUCAGGGAGAAGGGGAUGGAAUCUGGGAGAAGGGGAUGGAAUCUGGGAGAAGGGGAUGGAAUCUGGGAGAAGGGGAUGGAAUCUGGGAGAAGGGGAUGGAAUCUGGGAGAAGGGGAUGGAAUUUGGGAGAAGGGGAUGGAAUCUGGCAGAAGGGGAUGGAAUCCAGGAGAAGGGGAUGGAAUCUGGGAGAAGGGGAUGGAAUCUGGGAUAAGGGGAUGGAAUCUGGCAGAAGGGGAUGGAAUCUGGAAGAAGGGGAUGGAAUCUGGGAGAAGGGGAUGGAAUCUGGGAGAAGGGGAUGCAAUAUGGAAGAAGGGGAUGGAAUCUGGGAGAAGGGGAUGGAAUCGGGGAGAAGGGGAUGGAAUCAGGGAGAAGGGGAUGGAACCAGGGAGAAGGGGAUGGAAUCUGGGAGAAGGAGAUGGAAUGAGGGACAAGGGGAUGGAAUCUGGGAGAAGGGGAUGGAAUCUGGGAGAAGGGGAUGGAAUCUGGGAGAAGGGGAUGGAAUCCGGGAGAAGGGGAUGGAAUCUGGAAGAAGGGGAUGGAAUCUGGGAUAAGGGGAUGGAAUCUAGCAGAAGGGGAUGGAAUCUGGAAGAAGGGGAUGGAAUCUGGGAGAAGGGGAUGGAAUCUGGGAGAAGGGGAUGGAAUAUGGAAGAAGGGGAUGGAAUCUGGGAGAAGGGGAUGGAAUCGGGGAGAAGGGGAUGGAAUCAGGGAGAAGGGGAUGGAAUCAGGGAGAAGGGGAUGGAAUCUGGGAGAAGGAGAUGGAAUGAGGGACAAGGGGAUGGAAUCUGGGAGAAGGGGAUGGAAUCUGGGAGAAGGGGAUGGAAUCUGGGAGACGGGGAUGGAAUCUCGGAGAAGGGGAUUGAAUCAGGGAGAAGGGGAUGGAAUCUGGGAGAAGGGGAUGGAAUCUGGGAGAAGGGGAUGGAAUCUGGGAGAAGGGGAUGGAAUCUGGGAGAAGGGGAUGGAAUCUGGGAGAAGGGGAUGGAAUCAGGGAGAAGGGGAUGGAAUCUGGGAGAAGGGGAUGGAAUCUAG
This is a messenger RNA of Closterium sp. NIES-65, 1548 nucleotides long. The record is from the annotation of a GenBank genome assembly. NCBI's taxonomy places the organism in Eukaryota, Viridiplantae, Streptophyta, Zygnematophyceae, Desmidiales, Closteriaceae.